GCUCCACAGACAGCGUAUUAUUGGCCAAAUUUCAUCAGUGAAGAGGAGGAAGCCCUAUUGUUGGAGAAGAUAUAUGCUAGUCCAAAGCCUAGAUGGACGCAACUGAAUCAUCGAAGACUACAGAACUGGGGAGGUCAUCCGCAUCAAAAUGGCAUGAUCCCUGAAGACAUUCCUCAUGCAAGUAUACUCUCCCUUGGAUGGUUAUUCCAAUAUUGCAACAGGGUCAAGGAGACAGGGAUCUUUGAGAACAGGGAUCCAAAUCAUGUCCUCAUCAAUGAAUAUCUGCCUGGUCAGGGAAUCAUGGCACAUUUAGAUGGUCCAACUUUUUGGCCUGUAGUGGCCACAUUGAAUUUGGGAAGUCAUACAAUGCUGGAUUUCUACCAUCCCAUCCCUGAUGCCUCAACUACUCAGGUAGAGGAUCGCUAUUUAGGGAGCCUCUUGUUGGAAUCCAGAAGUCUUUCAGUGCUCUGCCAUGACUUUUAUAGCAAAUACUUACAUGGUAUCAAAGAAACAAUCUCAGAUCCUGUGAAAGGAGAGAAUGUGAUAUGGAACUUGUCCAGGACGCAGGCACUAGAAGGAGAGUGCCUCCAGCGCAGGACUCGCAUCUCUCUCACCAUCCGACACGUCCCCAAAGUUCUCAAGACACGACUCAGGCUUUAAACUCCACCUUUCAAACUGCAGAAAAGCAAUGCAUAAAUUCUAUGAGC
Molecule: messenger RNA, 707 nt
Organism: Darwinula stevensoni
Lineage: Eukaryota; Metazoa; Arthropoda; Ostracoda; Podocopida; Darwinulidae
Source: the annotation of a GenBank genome assembly